CCGUCCUCUCAAUCCUUUCUUCUCUCCCCCAAAAGCAAAACCCCCCCCUGAAUUUCUGUCUCACUUUCCUUCUCGUUUGCCUUUCCUUUUUUUUUCUCCCCUAUUUAUUCUCUUCGCUUAUCGGUUUCCUUUGUAAAAACAAACAAUGGCCCAAAGAGCCGAGAACGAAGAAACCGAGUUCAAGGUACCCGAAACGAUGACGCUUUGCAUCAAUAAUUGUGGUGUUACAGGAAAUCCAGCCACCAACAACAUGUGUCAAAAUUGCUUCACAGCCACAACAACGACCACCGUCGCUCUCACUGGUUCCCAAUCGUCGAGAUCCGCGUCGUCCCGUUCGUCAAACAAGCGAUCUGAGUGUUCCUCGCUCAAAACGGCGCCGUUUUUACGGGCAUCGGGUACGGAGAAGAAGGCGGUGAACCGGUGUUCCGGUUGCAAGAGGCGAGUCGGGUUGACCGGGUUUCGGUGUCGAUGCGGCGAACUUUUCUGCGCGGAUCAUAGGUAUUCGGAUCGACACGAUUGCAGCUACGAUUACAAGACGGUGGGACGCGAGGCGAUCGCGAGGGAGAAUCCGGUGGUUAAAGCGGCGAAGAUAAUCAAAGUCUGAAUUACUCUUUCUUUUUUCCACCUGGAAAUUUUAGCUGAGCUGUGCAGAUGGAUUCUGGAUCUGGAAGACCGUUUCAAAAUAUCAAAUCAAGAGAUUCACGUCAAGAUUGUUGAAGAUGAAGGAGAUGAUUCUCUCUUCCAGUUCCUUCUUUUUCAUUUCACUUUCUGGAAAGAAAAAAAAAGAAUUGAAGAAUCA
Molecule: messenger RNA, 799 nt
Organism: Hibiscus syriacus
Lineage: Eukaryota; Viridiplantae; Streptophyta; Magnoliopsida; Malvales; Malvaceae
Product: zinc finger A20 and AN1 domain-containing stress-associated protein 5-like
Exons: 1
Coding region: 146-604 (152 amino acids)
Biological process (GO): protein ubiquitination
Molecular function (GO): ubiquitin-protein transferase activity; zinc ion binding; DNA binding
Source: RefSeq, a predicted model, not a curated record